Sinocyclocheilus anshuiensis is the source of this 2538-nucleotide messenger RNA. RefSeq names its product anaphase-promoting complex subunit 7. The record is from RefSeq and is a predicted model, not a curated record. NCBI's taxonomy places the organism in Eukaryota, Metazoa, Chordata, Actinopteri, Cypriniformes, Cyprinidae. The transcript has 11 exons. Gene Ontology annotation, molecular function: protein binding. The coding region runs from base 116 to 1816 and encodes 566 amino acids. Gene Ontology annotation, cellular component: anaphase-promoting complex. Gene Ontology annotation, biological process: positive regulation of mitotic metaphase/anaphase transition; protein ubiquitination; cell division.
UCAUUUCCUGCCGUUUAAAAAACUCUUCACUGUAGCGCUGCUGCAUCUUCCGCUGUGUCGCAGCGCGUUUAUUAACUGGAAUUGUGCUUUGAAGUUGAAAGCUAAUCGAUUGAAGAUGAAUGUGAUCGAACAUGUGCGGGAAAUGGCAGCGGCCGGGCUGCACUCUAAUGUCCGGAUCAUCAGUAGUUUACUCCUGACCAUGAGCACCAACAACCCGGAGCUUUUGUCACCGUCUCAGAAGUACCAGCUGCUGGUGUAUCACGCUGAUGCUGUUUUCCAUGAUAAAGAGUACAGGAACGCAGCCUGUAAGUACAACAUGGCUUUACAGCAGAAGAAAGUGAUCAGCAAAACAUCUAAAGUGCGUCCAUCCAGCACAGGCGGCACAGCAUCUGCAGUGCAGGCACAGAACUUGCCGUCAGAGAUUGAAGUGAAAUAUAAAAUUGCAGAGUGUUACACUAUUCUGAAGCUGGAUAAAGAUGCCAUAGCAGUGCUGGAGGGGAUCCCUUCACGCCAGAGAACGCCAAAGAUCAACAUGAUGCUGGCGAAUCUUUACAGAAAGGCAGGUCAGGAGCGUUCAGCUGUAACCAGCUAUAAGGAAGUGUUGAGACAGUGUCCUCUGGCUCUUGAUGCUAUUAUUGGGCUUCUGUCUCUGUCGGUGAAGGGGGCAGAGGUCGCUUCCAUGACGAUGGACGUGAUUCAGAGCAUCCCGAAUCUUGAUUGGCUGUCUGUCUGGAUUAAAGCACAUGCUUUCAUACAUGGAGGAGACAAUCAGAGAGCCAUCAACACUAUCUGCUCUUUGGAGAAGAAGUCACUCUUGAGGGAUAACGUUGAUCUUUUAGUCACUCUGGCGGAUGUGUACUUCAGGGCUGGAGACACCAAGAACUCCAUCUUGAAGUUUGAGCAGGCACAGAUGCUUGACCCCUACCUGAUCAAAGGUAUGGAUGUAUACGGCUAUCUGAUGGCCAGGGAGGGUCAUCUGGAAGAUGUGGAGGUUCUCGGAGGACGGCUGUUCAACAUAUCCGACCAGCAUGCUGAGCCCUGGGUCAUAUCUGGAUGUCACAGUUUCUACAGUAAGCGGUACUCUCGCGCGCUGUAUCUGGGAGCUAAAGCCAUCCAGCUGAACAGCAACAGUGUGCAGGCGCUGCUCCUGAAGGGGGUGGCGCUGAGGAACAUGGGCCGAGUGCAGGAAGCCAUCAUACACUUCAGAGAAGCCAUGAGACUGGCACCCUGUCGUCUGGACUGCUACGAAGGUCUGAUUGACUGCUAUCUUGCCUCUAAUGGUAUCCGGGAGGCUAUGGGAAUGGCCAACAAUAUUUACAAGACCCUGGGAGCGAAUGCCCAAACUCUCACCAUCCUGGCCACAGUGUGUCUGGAAGAUCCCAUGACCCAGGAGAAGGCCAAGACUCUGCUGGACAAAGCCCUCGCUCAGAGGCCUGACUAUAUCAAAGCCGUCGUGAAGAAAGCAGAGCUCCUCAGUCGAGAACAGAAGUAUGAGGAAGGAAUAGCACUUCUACGGAACACAUUAGCCAAUCAGAGCGACUGCGUGCUGCACAGGAUGCUGGGGGAUUUUCUUGUAGCUGUUAAUGACUAUCAGGAGGCCAUGGACCAGUACAGUAUAGCGCUAAGCCUCGAUCCGAAUGACCAGAAGUCUCUGGAGGGCAUGCAGAAGAUGGAGAAGGAGGAGAGUCCCACAGACGCCACGGUGGAGCUGGACGGGGACGAUAUGGAGGGCAGCGGGGAGGAGGGAGAUCUGGAGGGCAGUGACAGCGAGGCGGUGCAGUGGGCCGAUCAGGAGCAGUGGUUCGGCAUGCAGUGACCUGCAGCACUCGCUAAGAGACUCUUGAGCUUCAGCACUAAUUACACAAAUGAUGCACUCUUAAUGUAUUUUCUAACAGUAGUUAAACAUCGUGGGUUUCAAGUUUGCUGUUUUGGGCCAAAUACAGGACUAGGCAACUCUACUUUUUUUUUUUUCAUUAAGGUGUCAAACCUGUAAUUUAUUUGGCAUGCUCUGAGCUUUUUUUUUCCCAGUAAAAGUGAUGAUUGUUAAAGACGCAUCUUUUAAUGAACCACAAUCCCACAAAAUCUUUUUUUCUCUCUCUCUGAUCUUGUGUGUAAUAAACAUGUCAAAGUCAUAUUUCACACCAAAAUCAAAAAGAAAAUGCUUUGUGUUCCUGUUAGGAAUUUUUCACAUUAGCACGUUUCAGCCAUUUUCUUUACUGCAAUGUUAUUUUACAUUUAUUCAAAGUGGUGAUUUCCAUUGAGAUAAUGCAGUGCUACUUUUUUUUUUGCUUUAAUUGUAUUAUGCAAAAGGGUUUUGUUUUAUGUACUUUUUUUUAUUAUUUUGGUCUGAAUAUAACCCAGGCAUGUUCUUGACUAAGUUUUGUGACAUUUAACGGAGCAUGUAAGCGAUGCAGUCAUUAAUUUCUGUAGCCCUAAGUGCAUUUUUUUUUCCAGUGUUUGUCUUCUAUCAAUGUUUCUGUAUUGUUGUAAAUAAGACUAUUUUUAAAUGUUUUGGAAUUAAAAUCAUGGCAUGAAAAA